Molecule: messenger RNA, 978 nt
Organism: Limanda limanda (common dab)
Lineage: Eukaryota; Metazoa; Chordata; Actinopteri; Pleuronectiformes; Pleuronectidae
Exons: 3
Coding region: 1-978 (325 amino acids)
Source: RefSeq, a predicted model, not a curated record
AUGGUGUCUACGUCGGAUAUCGACCGAACCCCAAAGAGUUUGCUGGCUGCUCUUCAGGACUGUGAGGAUGUCAUCGACUGCAUCAUUCAAAGGAAACAGGACUUUGAAACCUUCUUGGAAGGUUUUGAGAAACAGAAGAUACAAGAUCGGCUGCUCAGUGCAUCUGAGAUCUCACACAGCUACAGUCAAAAACUUCUGGUCAUGACCGACAAAGAGAAGUCAACAGAAGACAGAGUGCAACAGGAAUACAGCCUGGAUCCGCAUUACUCAGUGAUAGUCAGCAAGGACUGUCUGUUCAAUGAGUCCUGUUGCCCUGAAGCAGACGGCUACACCGUAGUGCAAAUAUUUGGAAGUGUUUCAGAAGAUGGACAAAGUGUAUCUGGGCUUUCUGGCUCAUCUCUUGCGGAGCUGAUGUUCAAACCAUCAGUGAGAGGAACUCCAGUCUUCUCCCUUAAUGGAAGCACGUCCACACACUUCCAGCAAAACUUCAUGCGCUUUUUUCAGAUCCGUGGAAUCAAAGCAGUCUUAGAAACCAACCAGGAGAAUCACCAGCUGUACCAGGUCAUGGAUCAACACGGCUCAUUUUCCAGCUACAGAAUUCCACAAAGACCAGUUGAUCACACCACACAGUACGACCACCAGCAGAUCAUCACUAUGGAAUCUAAUCGUGUGUUCAGAAAAGCUGCAACUUUUCUUUAUGAGAAGCAUCCAGAUGUGAGCUCCGUCUACAUUCUUGAUGAAAACCAAAGACCAAAACUGAUCCGUGGGGCCUCUGUGCCGCUGUCAGAGGACAGCAGACUGGUGCUGGUCGGUCACGGGGCCAAAGACAGUUCAGGAGACAUGAGAUUGUCUGGGUACGGAGCCCAAGAUGUGGCCAAAGUAAUUCAGAGGACCUCCAGAGUCAGUGAUACGAUCAAAACAACAAGUGUGGUGGCAUGUGAGGUCGGAUCCGAUAAAGUCUUCAUCCAACCCUGCUGA